AUGGGAGAACCUUCUGACCCUUCUUUAUUAGACCGCAUCCGUUCAUGGGCGAAACACCACGCCUCUGACCGCUCCAAGCACACUACGCGCAACAACAACAUUACGCCACAGCGAAGUGCAAGCCCUAUUCUACCUACCACCACCCGAGAUCUGCCGAACGCGGAGAAGGCUGGACCCUCAUUGACCCCGUCUACCGCUCUCCACCAUGUCAACACCAACACAAGUCACCAUGACAGUAUUACCUUCAACAAUACCGCUGACAAGACGUCGCCUGCCUUGCCCGCCCCAGCUNNCCCCCCUCCUCAACAUGUCAAGUCGGAAUAUGCAUCACCGAACCAACCCACCCUAGGAGGUCAAGAUGGCACCGACAAUGUGCCCGCUACCAAACCAUCCAUUCUCAAGAGAGCCAAAGCUGGCACCGUCAGAUUUGGUCUCCAUACAUACGAUGCCCUCACCCAUAGCUGGAUGAACGUCCUUCUCCUCUUCGUCCCUGCCGGCAUCAUCGCUAAGGCCCUUAAUGUCAAUGCCUCGGUCGUCUUCGCGCUCAAUGCAGUUGCCAUUAUUNNCCCCCUGGCUGGCAUGCUGUCCUACGCAACAGAGGUUGUUGCCUCGCGACUCGGCGAUACACUGGGUGCUCUGAUGAACGUCUCGUUCGGCAAUGCCGUCGAGCUGAUCAUCUUCAUCAUUGCAUUGGUCAAGGACGAGAUCCGUAUUGUCCAGGCUUCGCUGGUUGGAUCCAUUCUGUCCAACCUCCUGCUCAUUAUGGGUAUGGCCUUCCUACUCGGUGGCCUCAGAUUCCAAGAGCAGAUCUACAACAGCACCAUCACCCAAAUGAGUGCUUGUCUUCUCAGUUUGAGUGUCGUCAGUCUGGUCUUGCCCACAGCCUUUCAUGCCUCCUUCUCGGACAAUGCUACAGCCGACGACAGAGUCUUGAAGGUCAGCAGAGGCACCAGCGUCAUUCUUCUCAUCAUCUACAUUCUGUAUCUGCUCUUCCAACUGAAGUCGCAUGCAUACCUGUACGAGAGUACACCCCAGCAGAUCAUUGAUGAGGAGUCCCACCCUGGUAUUCUGGCCGACAUGCUAGGUUCAUCUAGCUCAUCCGAUAGCUCGGAUUCGUCCAGUUCUUCAGAUUCAGAUACCUCAUCGCACACGACUUCAAAGCGUAUCAGACGUGCCUUCAGACAUCGCAGACGCCGCAAGUCGAGUGCCAGUACUGCCACUACUCCUUCCGUUAUCAGUGCUCCUUCUGUGGAGCGUGCUCAUUCCCAUCAAUCCGAGAUACUCCAACCUCAGCCUCAGCGUCGUCCAUCCGCGCUCGGCGCUAUCAAUAGUGGUGAUGAGGCCGAUACAGAUGGCGAACUCGAAAUGCGUGGUGCUCCUCCUCUCAUCAGAGACUUCGUCGAUGGACCAGCCGUCGAGGAGCACCAGCAACAGUUGCAUUUCCAGGACACUAAACCAGAUACACGCAAACAUAAGAAGAAGCAAAAGAAGAGGCAUCACCACAAGCGCCACGGCAGCCAUGACGAGAAGCAAUCCAUUGAUGAGGCUUCAUCGAUUCGCAAGCAGGGCAAGCAACCCGUAAAGGAUUUCACUCCCAAGGUGGGCUUCUCCGACGAUGUGCACUACGCUCCUGCUGCCGACACCGGCUCGCCUAGAAAGCCCUUCGGUAUUCGUCAGCUUUCUGCUCGUCAGGCAUUCCCUCGCCCCACUCUCCCUAAGAUGCUCUCUCAGAACGUAUUUGUUACUCCACCUCCGGUCUCUGGUUCUCCUGUUACUGGUGCACCUAUGGUCCCUCGUACUGGAGUGGGUGCGUUACGUAGAACUAGCUCCUUGCCUGACCGUCUCAACCGUCAAAACACUCCUUCGACGCUUCCCCAGGAUAAUCUUCCUCCUUAUGCACGUGGUCCGGGCACUGAGCAGGAAAACGAAGAGGAGACUGAUGAGGAACAUAACCAUAUGUCCCGCACUGCUGCCGUCGUUCUUCUGCUCUUCUCUACCGCCCUCGUCGCCGUCUGUGCCGAGUUCAUGGUCGAUGCUAUCCCUGCUAUGAUCGAUGCAACUCCAGUCAGUCAGGCUUUCAUCGGUCUGAUCAUCCUUCCUAUCGUCUCUAACGCUGCCGAGCACGUCACGGCCGUCAGCGUUGCUGCCAAAAACAAGAUGGAUCUUUCUAUCGGUGUCAGUGUCGGUAGCAGUAUCCAGAUUGCUUUGUUUGUUACCCCUCUGGUGGUCAUUCUUGGCUGGAUCAUCGGCCGCGAUAUGUCUCUUUACUUCACGCUUUUCGAGACUAUCAGUUUGUUCGUCACGGCGUUCGUCGUCAACUUCUUGGUCCUCGACGGCAGAAGUAACUAUCUCGAGGGUGCUCUACUCAUCGCAGCCUAUGUGAUUAUUGCCGUCUCGGCUUUCUACUAUCCUGAUGGUGCUGAUGCCAGCUCUCUUGCCGGAUCUAACUAG
Aureobasidium musti is the source of this 2451-nucleotide messenger RNA. NCBI's taxonomy places the organism in Eukaryota, Fungi, Ascomycota, Dothideomycetes, Dothideales, Saccotheciaceae. The record is from the annotation of a GenBank genome assembly.